CUGUGUGGACAAAUUCAACUGAAAAGGCUGAAGAAAAUGGCAGACGUGGGACCCGAACGCACCAUUUCGCACGGUAACGUUGCGUACCAAACAUGGCCCUUAUCUCAUCCACCAAGGUGCUUGACCAAGACUUGUUAAAUCCAAGUCAAUCUUAACACCGGUCCAGUUUGAUUGUCCCAAGAGUACUCCCAACCUUACGGCAUAAUCGAUCUUUGGCUGGAAUAUAAAUACAGAUGGAUUGUCGCAACUACACGGCAUAGAUGUUUCAGGCUUUAUAAACGUGUUGAAGAUGGCGUUAUCGGCUUCGCCUGCUAAGGUCACUCUUUCACUGAGGGGCCUUUCAAUGGUUUUCCUACUUGCAUCGAUCACACUCCUUUUUAUCAGUGACAACUCGGUCCCUGAAUAUAACGGCGUCCGCUUCCUCGGCUACAAGGAUUUCUCUAGCUACAAAUACAUGGUUGGUGCUGCUGUAAUUGGCAUGGGAUAUAGCCUCUUGCAAAUAAUUUCAUUUGGAAUCUUCCGGAUCUUGAUGAAGAAGGAUAGCGACGUAUACUACCUAAUUGAAUUUUAUGGUGACAAGGCUGUAUCAUUCCUUUUAGCCACAGGGUCAGCUGCAGGAUUUGGCGCUACCAUAGAGUCGAAGGAAAGAAACUGGACAAUAAUUAAUCUGGACAAUAAUCUGGACAAAGUUAAUCUGAACGGAUUUUUCAAUGUGAUAUAUGCAUCAGCUACCCUCCUCUUCCUCGCAUUCUUGUGCACUGCAAUAUUGUCAAUUUUGUCUUCCUAUGCGCUUCCAAAGAAAGUUUAGCUGUUAAUUAGGCUCUUCUUAAAGAAUGCCUAAAAGUUUGAAAGACCUACAAAUGCUUCUUUUUUAAUAUUCGAUGUGUACUCUUCCAAUUCUUACAAAAACUGGAAAAAGGAAAAAUAAAAUAAAAUAAAAAACAUGUACUCUAUCUUGAACUUUUACACGCAA
This is a messenger RNA of Alnus glutinosa, 973 nucleotides long. RefSeq names its product CASP-like protein 4D2. The record is from RefSeq and is a predicted model, not a curated record. Bases 290 to 808 code for a protein of 172 amino acids. NCBI's taxonomy places the organism in Eukaryota, Viridiplantae, Streptophyta, Magnoliopsida, Fagales, Betulaceae. The transcript is spliced from 3 exons.